Messenger RNA from Dentiscutata erythropus, 546 nucleotides. The record is from the annotation of a GenBank genome assembly. Lineage: Eukaryota; Fungi; Glomeromycota; Glomeromycetes; Diversisporales; Gigasporaceae.
AUGCAUCUUGCAAAAGAAUAUGAAGGUGAAAGCAUUGAUGAUAAAAUAAGAAGCAAAUAUCUUGAAAUUGCGGUUCAGAAACAACUAUUAAAAGAAAAAGCUAGUUCAAAAAAUCAAUCAAAAAAACAGAAAAUAAGUAUUAAUGAUUAUUGGGAAAACAAAAUCAAUUUUUGGCAAGUCCUAAGAAGGAAGCAAUUAAUUUCUCGAGGAUUCUUUCAUGACGUGGAACAAAUAUCCAAAAUUUUUGCUUCAAUUAGAGCUACAAUUUUGCAAUUAGAAAGAGUGGAUUGUACAAUGGCAGAUUGUUUUACUCAAUUAGUUCAUUUAAUUGUGACUAUUUUUCAUAUGCCAAAAGAAAGAGAUACGAUUAUUCCUAAUUAUCAAGUAGUAGUUUUUGUUAUUAAUAAUAUUGUAGAUUUGCAUCAUCGAGCAUUUAAUCAAGUAGGAGAUUUGUAUGUCUCUAAUGAAGACAAUAUCAAUUCUGAUGUCGCCAUGAAUAAAGAUUAUGAAUUUAAUUUAGAAGAAUUAGUUCAAGAUCUUGAAUAA